Rotaria sp. Silwood1 is the source of this 915-nucleotide messenger RNA. The record is from the annotation of a GenBank genome assembly. NCBI's taxonomy places the organism in Eukaryota, Metazoa, Rotifera, Eurotatoria, Philodinida, Philodinidae.
AUGAUUUUAUCAUCAAUAUCAGUAAUCAUUGUGAUAGUACCAUCAGUAUUUAUCCGAUGUUUAUCUUCUCAUCGAUGGUGUUCACUAUUUUAUUGUCAAUUGGAAGGUUUUAUUUCAUAUUUAAAUGGUUGUGUUCAUAUGUUUAUGUUGAUGAUGAUAUCAGUUAUCCGUUAUGCUACAGUUUUUCAAACAAAUAUACAAAAUCAAUUUAUUGGUCAACAUUCAUAUUGCAUGGUGAUACUUUGUUGGUUACUUGGUCUUAUAUUUGCAUUGCCACCAUUAUUUGAUUGGAAUAAAUAUACAUCUGAAGGGAUUGGUUUUCAUUGUGGAUUAGAUUGGUUUGAUCGAUCACUUAGUUCACGUAUUUAUUUUAUUUUUGCUUUUGGAUUCAUUUAUUUUAUUCCAUUAGUUGUGUUAUCAAUUAUAAAUAUAUAUGUUUAUUGUAAAAUUCGAUCUUUACUUUAUGGUGCAACAAGAGUAUUACAACACAACUUUAUAUUAAAUAUCUCUUAUCAGAAAUAUCAAUGCACUUCAUGUAGUUCAUCGUUAAGUAAUAGCUCAACAACAAAAUGUGACAAACGUGGUUUUGUUGUAGCACCAACUUCAAUCAAUGUAACUUCUCCAUUAGCUGUUCGUCAAAUGCGUAUCUUGCAAAUGAAUAAUAUUAUGCGAUUAAAGCGUUUGAAAGCUGAUCAAUGUUUUACUUUGGCAACAAUAAUCUUAGUUAGUGAAUAUUUACUUAGUUGGACACGAUACGCUGUUGUGGUGUUAUUUUGUUUAUUUGAUGUAAAUCAUAUUAGUCAACAAUCAGUAUUACUGACAAUAUGUGCAUUCAUAGCAAAAACUUCAAUGAUUUUAAAUCCACUUCUUUAUAUAGCAACAUUAAAAACUAAUCAACUCAAAUCGAUGCUAUAG